CUGUUCCCAACUUCCAUGACCACUGUACCAGCCCGCUUGAGACCGAUCCUACGCGCCAUGUCGUCUUCCUCACCGCGGACCACCCUCCUCUCCGAGUUCUCUACCUGCGAAAUCAGUGAUGCCCUCAUCAAGCUAGGCGUUCCACACGGUGGGCUCCUGCCCGACAUCCAGCUCAAAGUUCCAUCGCAGGACGCUAGGAUCUGUGGUCCGGCCUAUACGGUCAGGAUGGUGUUGAGCUCGGAUACCUCUGCGCCGAAGCUGUCUGGCCAUUUCGUAGACCAGGCGCCUGAGGGGUCCGUGAUUGUUAUUGAUGCGCCUCCAGAGACAAAGAACGCCGUCUGGGGAGGGCUCAUGAGCGCAGGCGCGCAAGCAAGAGGGGCCCUCGGCGUUGUCAUAUCUGGCCGGUGUCGAGAUCUUGCCGAGCAUCGCUCGCUUGGCUUCCCCGUCUUCUCGCGCGGACAGUCCACGCUCGGGCAGUCGCCGUUUACGCGGCCCUCCGAGAUCAACGUCCCUCUGACCAUCGCGUCAAUACCCAAUUUCGGGAGCAGUGCAAACGUCCAGAGCAGCGAGGGAGCGGACGCAUUCCCCGCCGCGGUCAUCUCUCCCGGAGACUGGAUCGUCGGCGACGAAGACGGCGUUGUGGUCGUUGCGCAGGCUCUGGAGCAAGAGGUGGUCGAGAAGGCGUUGAAAGGCAGGGAAGUGGACGCGAAGUGUAUGGAGGAUAUAAAGGCGGGUAAAGGCGUCCAGGCAUCGUUUAAGCUGCAUAGAGGGAAGUAGGGUGCUCAGGAGGUAGCAGGAUGUGCAGGUCAUGGUGGAUGCGCAGGGAAGGCCGUGAUGCGAUGGUAAAUUACAGUGCUGAGGUAUAUCUAAAGUGUACACAAUACAAAUGCACAGGUAGAACUCAUCGUCGAGGUUGGAACUUC
Messenger RNA from Schizophyllum commune H4-8, 923 nucleotides. Its product is annotated as RraA-like protein. The transcript is spliced from 2 exons. NCBI's taxonomy places the organism in Eukaryota, Fungi, Basidiomycota, Agaricomycetes, Agaricales, Schizophyllaceae. The record is from RefSeq and is a predicted model, not a curated record. The coding region runs from base 16 to 777 and encodes 253 amino acids.